Molecule: messenger RNA, 2343 nt
Organism: Vigna radiata var. radiata (mung bean)
Lineage: Eukaryota; Viridiplantae; Streptophyta; Magnoliopsida; Fabales; Fabaceae
Product: pentatricopeptide repeat-containing protein At2g22410, mitochondrial-like
Exons: 1
Coding region: 118-2133 (671 amino acids)
Biological process (GO): RNA modification
Molecular function (GO): RNA binding; protein binding
Source: RefSeq, a predicted model, not a curated record
GGGUAUUUUUCUUUUAAAUAAGAAGUGAAGAGAAGUUUAUGUUUGUGUUUAUGUAUAUUAAGUUUUACAGCACACUGAAUAAAUAUACGAAGUUCUUUAACAUUGUGCUUGCAGCUUAUGAAAAAACUGCUUCUGUUUCCCUUUUCUCUACCUUCAACCCUUAAACUCCAAUCACUGUUUAACCUUCAACACUAUAAAUGGCUAUCCUCUUCUUUGCAAUUUCCAAAGGAACUCAAAUGGAACUCCAAAACCAACGUCAUAAUCACACACCCAACACUUGUUGUGAUGGAAUCAUGUUCUUCCAUGUAUCAACUAAGGCAGAUUCAAGCGCGCAUGACCCUUACUGGCUUAAUCACUCACACCUUCCCCCUUAGCAGGCUCCUAGCUUUCUGCGCCCUCGCCAAUGCCGGUGACCUCCGCUACGCCCACCGUCUUUUCUGCCGUAUUCUUGAGCCCAACACCUUUAUGUGGAACACCAUCAUUCGAGGCUAUAACAAGGCCCGAAUUCCCGCCAUGGCCUUCUCUUUCUUCCUCGAUAUGUUUCGACGCCGCGUUCCGUUCGACCCCAGAACCUUCGUCUUCACGCUCAAGGCCUGCGAACACUUUUCCAUGGCUCCACAGGGGGAGUCCGUGCACUCGCUUGCUCGGAAAACUGGGUUUGAUUCCGAGUUGCUCGUGCGGAAUGGGUUGGUUCAUUUUUACGCUGUUCGGGGUUGGUUGAACCACGCGCGCGGGGUGUUUGAUGAAAUGCCUGUUAAGGAUGUUGUUACUUGGACCACGAUGAUUGAUGGGUAUGCGGCGUGCAACUGUUCUGAUGUGGCAAUGGAGUUAUUUGGUUUGAUGUUGGAGGGUGAUGUUGAGCCCAAUGAGGUGACGCUGAUUGCGGUGCUUUCAGCUUGCUCACAUAAGGGUGACCUUGGUAUGGGGAAAAUGAUUCAUGAAAUUAUGGAGAAGAAGAAUGUGAGGUGGGGUUUGAGUUUACACAAUGCUUUGUUGGAUAUGUAUGUGAAAUGUGGAUGUUUGGUGGCUGCUAGGGAGGUUUUUGACAGAAUGGAAAGUAGGGAUGUUUUCUCUUGGACAAGCAUGGUCAAUGGGUAUGCUAAAUGUGGUGACUUGGAGUCUGCUAGGAGGUUCUUUGAGCAAACUCCUCAGAAAAACGUGGUAUGCUGGAGUGCGAUGAUUGCAGGAUAUUCUCAGAAUGACAAACCUAAGGAUUCAUUGAAAUUGUUUCAUGAAAUGCUUGGGGAAGGUUUUGUUCCGGGGGAGCACACUUUAGUGAGUGUGCUCUCUGCUUGUGGCCAACUAAGUUGCUUUAGUUUGGGCCAUUGGAUACAUCGGUAUUUUGUUGACCAAAUAAGAAUACCGAUGAGUGUUACUUUGAAAAAUGCAAUUAUAGAUAUGUAUGCCAAAUGUGGAAGCAUAGAUGCGGCUGCUGAAGUCUUCAGUGCAAUGUCGGAGAGAAACCUGGUUUCUUGGAAUUCUAUCAUUGCAGGCUAUGCUGCCAAUGGUCGAGCAAAACAAGCUAUUGAAGUUUUUGAUGAGAUGAGAUGUAUGGGCUUUAAACCGGAUGAUAUUACAUUUGUGAGUUUGUUGACAGCUUGCAGUCACGGUGGCUUAGUUUCUCAAGGUAAGGAAUACUUUGACAUCAUGGAAAGAAAAUAUGGGAUAAAACCAAAAAAGGAACAUUAUGCUUGCAUGAUUGAUCUACUAGGUAGAACUGGCUUCCUAGAAGAAGCUUACAAGUUAAUAAAAAGCAUGCCAAUGCUGCCUUGUGAGGCUUCUUGGGGUGCCCUUUUAAGUGCUUGUAGAAAGCACCACAAUGUUGAGCUGGCCACUUUGUCUGCUUCUAAUCUUCUAAGCUCGGAUCCAGAAGAUAGUGGUGUUUAUGUGCUUUUGGCAAAUAUUUGGGCUAAUGAGAGAAAAUGGGGUGAUGUGAGGAGGGUGCGAAGUUUGAUGAGAGACAAAGGUGUGAAGAAGAUUCCUGGUCAUAGUUUAAUAGAGAUAGAUGGCGAAUUCAAAGAGUUUUUGGUGGCAGAUGAAUCACACCCUCAAUCCGAGGAGAUCUACAGAGUACUGGAUGACAUACUUUUGUUAUCAAAAUUGGAAGAUUCGGGCUGUGACUGCGACUUAUAAUCUUCAGUCGGGACAAAUAUGUCUCUCCAUGAAACUCAAAACCUUUUCUUACUACAAAGUAAUUGUACUUGUAUUGCUAUCUUUAUGGUGGCUAGUUACCGCAGAUAAAUAUGUUAUUUGUUAUUACUUUCCUUAUUUCCUAAAAUAUUUAAUCAAAUUACUUAUAGUAAGAGUCUAAAAUUCUAUUUAAUCCUUUCUUUGUUCCAAGAA